This is a messenger RNA of Aureobasidium musti, 588 nucleotides long. Lineage: Eukaryota; Fungi; Ascomycota; Dothideomycetes; Dothideales; Saccotheciaceae. The record is from the annotation of a GenBank genome assembly.
AUGUCUCUCCGUUCCGCAACUCGUGCCCUGCAGCGCACCUGCUUGCGCCAAUCUUCAGUCGCCCAGCCCUGCCGCCAACAACUCCGUCACUUCUCGUCGCGACCCUCUUCGGCCUUCUCGCCUCUCCUCCGCACUCAGUCACACUUUGUUCCAGCCUUUCAAUCACAACAGCGACGAUGCGAAUCCACAGCCAGGCCGCUGACCGACCGCCCCGAUCAUUUACCCAAGGCUGAGCCCCGCGAGGAGGUGCCCUCGUAUGAGAUGACCUUCACUUGCAAGGCAUGCUCGACUCGCUCUUCGCACCGCAUGUCCAAGCAGGGCUACCAUCACGGCACCAUCUUGAUCACAUGUCCCGGCUGCAAGAACAGACAUCUGAUUGCCGACCACUUGAAGGUGUGUGAUCCACGUCUCAAUUAUCUGAUGCGACAACUGCUGACUUGUCUCAGANUCUUCUCCGACAAGCGAAUCACUUUGGAAGACAUCCUCGCACAAAAGGGCCAGUUGCUGAAGAAGGGUGCUUUGGACUCUGAGAGCGACAUGGAGUUCUGGGAUGACGGUACUCAGACUGAACGUACCAAGAAGCCUUGA